AUGGUCUGCUUACUUACAGCAGAAGAAUUGGUAAAAUGUUCCACAGAAGUAAAACUUGUUCAUUUAUUCUCUUAAAUGUGGUAUGAGUUUUGGAAUAGAAUUGUGCUUACUGAGAGAGGAAGAGGGGAGAAAGUAAACCUCAUCCAAGACAUUUAGAGCAUGGUUGGCCAGGGGCUUUUUAGAUGAGCAAUAUUUUAAGAAAGAAAAUACAUUUGUGAGUAAUAUGAAAGUUCUGAUUUUUUCGACAGACCAGUAUGAACCAAGAAAAGUUAUCAAAAUUAAAAAGUGGAGUUCAAAUAGGAGGAAAGGUGAGAUGUUUAUUCAGGUACAUCUACACUGUCAAGAAUCCAGACAUUACAAAAAUGAAAAACAAUUUAACAGUAGCAGCCAGAUAAGUUACUGGUGCUUCAGAAGCAAGUAGCUGGUUACAGUGCCAGCUGCUGGUGCUUCUGGAGAAAGGUGAGAUGUUUAUUUAGGUACAUCUACACUGUCAAGAAUCCAGACAUUACAAAAAUGAAAAACAAUUUAACAGUAGCAGCCAGAUAAGUUACUGGUGCUUCAGAAGCAAGUAGCUGGUUACAGUGCCGGCUACUGGUGCUUCUGGAGAAUCUAGGAAACCACCUUAUCCUGGCCACAUGGGAUGAGAAGGAAGAGGAAUUUUAAGAGGUGAUAUGAUGGUGUGAAAGAAGAGAUUUAAUUUUGAGAAUGUUAAAUUGAUCAUGCUACAAUGUAAAGCAUGACAAUCAGAAGGAAGCAGGGAGUUUGUCAGUUGGCACAUUGGUUAUUUUCUAUGUUCAGGUGCAGACUUACAGCACAGUUGAUUUUUUGUGUGUUGACAGCACUGAUGUAAUAUAGGCAAGACUGAUCAAAGGUACUAUAGUUUUGCAUACCGGGGAAAAAAAUAAAAGAAAGAAAGGCAGUGGGUCUCUCUGAUGUAGUUGCUUUGGCAGCUGAGCUAUUCUCCAAUGGCUUUUACCAAUAGGGAGAGAGCCUGAAGGUAGACUUAACACCCUGUUUCUGUCGUCAGAGCAAAACCUGGCUACGACAGCUUUCAACAUCAAUUUAUCCAUAUAAGCUGCAGGAAAAAAAAAAGUGCGUAACAUUUAAGUUAACUUUUUUAGGGCACACCCAGAAGAAAAAAGAAGAUAGUUCACAGAACAGCUGGAGCAGAUGAUAAGAAACUCCAGAACACCCUCAAGAAGCUUGCUGUGAACUCGAUUCCUGGAAUUGAAGAGGUAAAUUUUGAUUAAUUAUAAUGGUUGCCACAUGUAACAAGUAGCUUGUAGUACAUUCACCUUGCUUCUUUUAUGCAUCAACAAAGUUAGAUCAAUUUCAUUCUCAUUCUUGAUAUCACUGAUGGUCCAUUGCAAGUGAUAAGUUGGAUCAGGUAUGAGAAAAUUUUUUUUUUUUUUCAUCAGUUACAAUGUUCCAAUUACUUGUCCUUUGCAGGUAAACAUGAUUAAGGAUGAUGGGUUUGUCAUUCAUUUUACUAAUCCAAAAGGUAAUUAUCGGAAUUUAUUGAACUAACUCCUGAUAACUGGAAUCUUUCACUUUCUCAAAGUAACAAGGAUUCACACUGUGUGUCUUGCAUGCAUUAAGUGCAAUUUUACCCAAAUAUUUUAAAUCCUCUACAAUGGGAAACUCUUGCUAACUCAAUUUUACCCUUGGAGUUUUUUUUUCUUUUCUGGCUGUUGCUUUGUUUAACAGCAAAAGUGUUCAUUUGGUUUUUAACUCUCCUCUCUGUGUUACACCUUAAAUAUGCAUUGUCUGGAUGGCAGUUAAUCAUUUUUAUCCCACAAAAUUUGUCACUUAACCCUUCAACUCUAUGAAGUGAUAAACAUGUACAUGUAAUUUCUCCCUAUUAUAUCCUCACAUGUACAUACAUCAUCUAGCAAACAGGUACUCAAAUUUAUUGUGUAGAAUUUGUUAUCUUGAUGUAACACCAAAUUCUCACAACUAAUUUACAAGGAAAUGUGUAGUAACAAGAGGGAAGAAUAAGCAAUCCAUGUAACAUUGAAUUGUUGUACUUCUCCUAGUGCAAGCUUCCCUGCAGUCAAACACUUUUGCUGUGGUUGGUCAGUCUGAAACUAAAUGUGAGUAUAAUGACAGACUAAGUUUUUUAUUGUAUGUGCUUUACUUUUGCAAGACUAUGGGACUGAAUGUGAUGGGUGUAACACAAAACUGUUCUCGCCUACAAAUUUCCUUGAUCAAGUGAUGGAUUGUUCAUAAAAAAAAGUUAUGUGUGUAGUGAUGUUAUCAAAACAGUUCAUUAUUAUUAAUGUUACUUGCAGUAAAAUGUAUGUGUACACCAGCCAUAACAUGAAUUAUAAUCUUGUAUGACUAAUAUAAUUUUUUGUGCUUGUCUCUCAGCAAUUGCAGAAAUGCUUCCUGGAAUUUUGAAUCAGUUGGUAAGUACACUUGUAUCCUUGUACAUGUACUCCUUAGAGCUAGUCUUUGGUUAGACAAGGAGUAGUCCUUGCCACUUGGAAAAGUCUGUUUUGCAAGUGCAAAAAGAAUCAUUAUAAAAAAAAAAAAAAAGAUUUGUGCUCACUGCUUGGAACUCUGGAAGAGAGGUGCACCAACAUCAUUUCUUUUUUUACUCAUGUGACAGACCUUGCUGAAAUGGAGGGUGUGCUUGUAGUUUAGUCUUUUGUAAGCUUUUUAAAGUUUCUCUAGAGAAACAGAUACAGAUAUCAUACAAACAUACCUGUUUAAGUUUAAUACAUUACACCUGUCACUAAUCAUGGCUGAUUGUUAACUGUUUAACCCCUUUGGGUGGCUGGCUUCUAAUUUCUCCAUACAAUGUCACUCUUGAGUCAAAUACAAAGGUCAUGAGAAUAAAGGAAAUGAUCACCGUUAUAAAGAGGUCUUAAGUUUCAAAACAAAUUCUCCUUGUCAGUAUCAUCAGAAAUGCAAGGAGAACAGUCUGGAGUGUAUGAGUUCUACUGAUAGGGAGUCAAAGGUUACAAAAUGCACUAAUAUGAUUACUUUUCUCAUUACCAGAGUAGUGAAGGUCUGACCAAUUUGAGGAAGCUGGCAGAGAAAUUCCCAAGUGAGUUAAAGAUAUCUGAUAAGUAACUGCUUACAGUAUCUCUAAAGUGGAGGUGGCUAGUGAUAUUUACCCUGUGAUAUUUACCCAGUGGUAUUUACCCAGUGAUAUUUACCCAGUGAUAUUUACCCAGUGAUAUUUACCCAGUGAUAUUUACCCAGUGAUAUUUACCCAGUGAUAUUUACCCAGUGAUAUUUACCCAGUGAUAUUUACCCAGUGAUAUUUACCCAGUGAUAUUUACCCAGUGAUAUUUACCCAGUGAUAUUUACCCAGUGAACCACAAAGCACUGAGGUAACUAACCACCAAUAGAAACUGACACUGAUGUAAAUAGUUUUUUUAGUGUAUACUAAAAUAGUGAGAUAAUAUAGACCAAAAAGAUGAUGUUUAUUCAUUUAUUCCUGAAACAAUUAUGAUAUUUUGGGGUGCAAAUCCUGCCACGUUGCCUAGAGGUAAAUAGUAAAAGAUAUUCAGAGUUGUAGUAGCCAAUCAGAGCUUGCCUUCAACAUUAUCCACUGUUUUAGUGGGAGCUAAAAUAUUUUUGUUAACCCUUAAACUCCCAAGAUCUGGAUGUUAAGUCUCCCCUCUAGCUGCCACACAGUCAUUUCCAUGUAAAUUGGUUAUGAGAAUUUGAUGGGAGAUCAAAAGGACAACUUCAACCUGAUAAGUUUGAGUAUUCUCAUUACCAGAUUGGGUGAUAAUGUGUGAAUAUUACAGGGAGAAAUCACAUGUUAAUCACUUCUGGGAGCUAAAGGGUCAAGAGAUGAAGGGAAACACAAAAGCAGCAAUUGAUAAAAUCACCAUUAAAACAGGAUGCCUAUAUGUAGAGAAGAUUUAAACAGUUUGGGAAAAAAAAUGAUUUUACAACCUUCAUGUGGGUUGCAUUUCUAUAGAUGUAGAAACCAUGACUAGUGUAGGUAUCUCAAAUGUUGAAUCAUUUGCUGUUGUUAGAAUAAAAGUAUUCCUAUGGAGCACUGAAUAACAAACAACAAUUUCAAAUUAAACUGAAUGUUGGGCUUGUGUCUCUUUUGACUUGGAAUAGUUAGCCUUAAUAACUUACAUAUAGGUACUUUCGCAUGGAAAUCUUGACAGCUAUGUACUUGUAACUGAGUAGCUGUUUUGCUGUUUCACUUUUAGCAGCAACAGAUGGUGCACAUGUCCCAACUCAUACUGAGGAGGUUGACGAUGACGAUGUCCCAGGUGAGACAUUGCUCCUUUUUUCAUUUACUUUAUUGCAAACCAAUAAACUAAUAACCAGGGGAAAAAAAUUUUGAACCACCUGGCUGAGGGUUAGAGGGGUGAAAACUUCCCUCUUGCUGUACUCAGCUAUUUUCACCUUUGGCAUUCUUGAAUUUCUCUCAGGCUUCUGCCUAUUUCUUUUCACUCUUCAGAAUAUCUCUGGUUUGUAAUAGGGACUGGUUUUUCAACAAUCUUAGCAUUUCUGACAUUUAGAUAACCUUAACUUCUGCUGACCUCCUCCAGGUCAGUCUCACUGUGACGACUAAUUAUCACUCAGAUAACCAUGUUCUCUGAGCUAUCAAGACAUGAAAUGUAGGGCUGACAGGAGAGGGGAAUUGAUAUGAAGAUAUUAGGAGUUCAAAGGCUAACUGCAUUCUCUUACUCAUUGUGAUAUUCUUUUCAUCCACAGAGCUAGUUGAAAAUUUUGAUGAGCCCUCGAAGGCAGAGGGAGUCUAA
Pocillopora meandrina is the source of this 4742-nucleotide messenger RNA. Lineage: Eukaryota; Metazoa; Cnidaria; Anthozoa; Scleractinia; Pocilloporidae. The record is from the annotation of a GenBank genome assembly.